AUGUUUAAUGGUGAAUCUGAAACGGAGAAGGUAUUGGGCAUGUUCUGGCCACCGAAAAUCGAUGAGCUUUGUUUUGUACUAAAGUUUGCUAAGGUCUCUCUAGGAGUUUUGAGUGGCAAUCGUCGUCCUACCAAACGCGAGGUAUUGAGCCAUACGAUGUCCAUAUACGACCCAUGCGGAUUUUUGGCCAAUAUCGUUAUCAAAUCUAAAAUACUGCUACAAGAAUUGUGGAGAGUCAACGUGGGUUGGGAUUCACCAAUACCAGAUGAUAUUUACCGCAAGUGGUAUGAUUGGUACAUGGAGUUGACGGACGUAGAAAAAAUAAGCGUACCGAGGUGCUACCACAGCAAUUUUACUGAUCCGAAUUCUCACGUCGAUAUGCUUGUGGCUUUCUCUGCUGUAGUAUAUUGGCGGAUCUGUUAUUUAAACGAAGUCGGUGUGGUGUUCGUGGCUGGGAAGUCGAGAUGCCGCCCAAUUAAACCUCUGUCCAUUCCCAGAUUGGAGCUAUAG
Rhagoletis zephyria (snowberry fruit fly) is the source of this 510-nucleotide messenger RNA. RefSeq lists its product as uncharacterized. The record is from RefSeq and is a predicted model, not a curated record. Lineage: Eukaryota; Metazoa; Arthropoda; Insecta; Diptera; Tephritidae.